This is a messenger RNA of Malus domestica (apple), 797 nucleotides long. Lineage: Eukaryota; Viridiplantae; Streptophyta; Magnoliopsida; Rosales; Rosaceae. The record is from RefSeq and is a predicted model, not a curated record.
AAUUGCUCAAACUCCAAUUUGAGCGGGAAAAUUGUAUUCCGGAGAACUCAAAUGGCAGAGCCUGAAAAUGUAACAGACAAACGCACCUUUAACAAACUUCUUCAGGUCGUCAGUGAUUUUUCAAGAAACCAUAGGCUUGGAGGGGAGAGAGAGAGAGAGAGAGAGAGAGAGAGAGAGAGCUAAAGAUUAAAGCUUGAAGCUUGAAAGUGAAAACCAUAUCAAAUUCAAUCCCAAUCCUUGAAGCCUGCAGGAAGAGGGAGCGAAGGCCAACGAUUUUCGGAUUGCAUGUGUUCUGAUAUCCCGGUUGCUUAAUCAGUCCGAACGGUGCUAUGGAUCUCGAUUUGGAAUUUUUUACCCUUUUGGCAGACCUCAAAUCACGGAGGGACAAGCUCAUUUUGAUGGCAGGUCUUAAUGGUUCUGGCAAAACCACCAUCUUGAACAAGAUUCACUCUGAAGGAGUCUCUACUGAGAUGGUCACACCCGGAUUUAGUGUUGAGACGGUGAAACAUGCCUAUAUUAACAUUGCAGCGUUUGAUGUUGGGAGUGAAAACAGGAUACCUCCACUGUACAUGCAGCAUUUCCAGAACAAGAAAGGUCUUAUUUUUGUGGUAGAUAGCAACGACCAGAACCGAGUGUUGGAGGCAAGGGAUGAGUUACACAGGAUGUUGCAGGAGGAUGAACUCAAGAACGUUGUUGUGCUUGUACUAGCCAACAAGCAAGAUCUUUGUAAUGCAAUGACUGCAGAAGAGUUGAGCAAAGAGCUGGAUAUUAAGUCUCUCAGAAUUAAUCAGUGGUAA